AUGUCACAAUUACCAAUUAAAGUGUUAAAUAUAGGCGUGGAUGUUGAAGAACCACCAAUUGAAGUUGAAGAGACUCCUAAAGAAUUGCUUGAUUGUCCAGAUUUUAAAUUGGAGUUGCCCAGGCUAUCAAUUGUUGAAAUUGCUAUGGCUAAAAUUCAAGAAAUUUGUUUUUCACGGAAGAGAAGACUUUAUGAAAUUGGUAAUUCUGGAACAAUAUUUGCAAAAAUUACAAUGUUAAAAAAUACAUUUAAAUUGGGUGAUGAUGUAAUUGGAAGGUUAGAUUUUCCUCGUGAUGGGAUCAAUUGUCUUCAGGUUUUUUUUUAA
This is a messenger RNA of Meloidogyne enterolobii, 324 nucleotides long. NCBI's taxonomy places the organism in Eukaryota, Metazoa, Nematoda, Chromadorea, Rhabditida, Meloidogynidae. The record is from the annotation of a GenBank genome assembly.